Molecule: messenger RNA, 1496 nt
Organism: Haplochromis burtoni (Burton's mouthbrooder)
Lineage: Eukaryota; Metazoa; Chordata; Actinopteri; Cichliformes; Cichlidae
Product: LLGL scribble cell polarity complex component 2
Biological process (GO): regulation of Notch signaling pathway; establishment of spindle orientation; cortical actin cytoskeleton organization
Cellular component (GO): cytoplasm; plasma membrane; cortical actin cytoskeleton
Molecular function (GO): myosin II binding; GTPase activator activity
Source: RefSeq, a predicted model, not a curated record
AUUACAAGGCGAACUCCCAACUCUUGAGCCACGAUUGCCACCAAAUGCUGAGUAUGACCCAAAGAACACCUUCCCUAAAAACACCAUCUAAAUCUGACCAGUUUCCAGUGUAUUAGUUACAAAGAGGUCUCUCUCCUCAUUGAGAAUUAAGAUCUAGAACCUCUUAAUUCUGUUCUGAGUCUUCUUCAUUGGUAUGGUAAAUGCAAAAACUGACAGGCUGAUAUGGCUGAUAUAUCUGAACAGUGUUUAUGGUAAAACAUUCAGUGCUGUGUAAAAGUCUUUGUGUAAUUUUUAACAGUGGUAUUUGUCUGAUAGUAUUGCUAUCCACAGUUUGUUUCCACUCAGUGGUGUUUUCUAGUUAGGAAACAAUCAGACAAACAGGAGUUUUAAAGGAUUACAGUUAAAUUUGUAAUCCUAUGCCACAUGUCACUACAAGAGUGUGAUUAAAGUGGCUCAUUUACAUUUUGAGAGAAGCCAGUUGAGUCUAAUAAUAGUGUUGAUGAUAUAAUAUAAUUUUCAACAUGUACAUAUGCACAGAUCCGAUAGAAACUCAAAGUAAAGAUCAGGUGGUAGAUGGAUAAAAAAAAAUAACAAACUCUGCUUCCUCGAUAGUCACGUUUUGAAGGGUUUAGCCAGUUUCUAGAAAUGAAUGUUAGUCCUUCCAAAGUGGGAUAGAUGCUGUCUCUUCUAACAUCACCAGAUUUUCCCCAGGAACUUUAUCAAUUACCAGCCUACAUGCGGCUAGAUAUGCCGGUCUUGGUUCGUCGUUUUCAACCAAAUUUCAAAGCAAACCACUGACCGGACGUCUGCACACGUUUACGAGGUGUGCUUGAAUGUGUCAUGAGGGCGGAGUUAGCACAGCAGUGAGGUUUAGCCUAGCAGGAAAUACUGAGGCUAACCACCGCAGCGGUGGAAAACAAAAACCAGCCAACCCAGUUUUAGUUCCUUAUAGAUCUUUAGAUGUGAUAGUUGCUCAACAAGAAGCCUGUCGCCUGGAUUCCGGGAAUACUUAUUCACGGCGUGUCUACGUCUUCCUCGACUCUGGAAGGGGAGAGAUACCUCUUUGUAACUAAUACACCGGGAACUGGUCGGAUUUGGAAUUUCUUUCAACGGCUGUAAACGGUGCACCUCUGCUGAGCAACGGCCGUUUGGAAUCAGCUGGAUCAUCUACCUCUAUCUCCUGUGUCUCCUCCAGCCAGCAAGUGUCAGCGGGCCUUCUGGCUGCACACGGUAUUGACAGGAUGAAAAGGUUCAGGCGGCACGGUCAAGAGUCCCAGAGGGAUCGGCUAAAACAGGAACUCUUCGCGUUUAAUAAGACAGUGGAGCAUGGAUUCCCCCACCAGCCCAGUGCUCUGGGCUACAGUCCCUCCUUGAAGCUGCUGGCCAUUGGCACUCGCUCUGGGGCUAUCAAACUAUAUGGAGCUCCAGGUGUGGAGUUCAUGGGGCUACAUGAUGAGAAUGCUGCUGUCACACAGGUGCACUUCAUGCCCCACCAG